Molecule: messenger RNA, 4989 nt
Organism: Budorcas taxicolor (takin)
Lineage: Eukaryota; Metazoa; Chordata; Mammalia; Artiodactyla; Bovidae
Gene: STAG2
Product: stromal antigen 2
Exons: 35
Coding region: 334-4140 (1268 amino acids)
Biological process (GO): sister chromatid cohesion
Cellular component (GO): nucleus; chromatin; cohesin complex
Molecular function (GO): chromatin binding
Source: RefSeq, a predicted model, not a curated record
ACCAGCCCAGGGGUGAAGAAGCCCCCGGCCUGAGAAAGCAGGAAGGAGGAGUGGGGGAGGCGAACAGUCUCGUUGCUGCCUCUGUGUACGCUGAGGGGGGAGAGAGGGAACAACAUUCAUGUGACGGGCCCCUCUGCCUCUCCCCCGCCCCGUCAUCUCCAGCGCGUGGUGGGGGAACUGCCGGGGAAAGCGAUUGGCAUCGAUCUCUCCAUCCCUUCCGAGGCCCGACUUCGGAAUUGUCUGCCUUAGAAGAAAGAAACAAACCAUCAUUUUACCCACAUAAAUAUAUGACUACAUUUCUGACAUUGGGGCGUUACAGAAGAUGAUAAAGAAAUGAUAGCAGCUCCAGAAAUACCAACUGAUUUUAAUCUACUUCAGGAGUCAGAAACACACUUUUCUUCUGACACAGAUUUUGAAGACAUUGAAGGAAAAAACCAAAAGCAAGGCAAAGGAAAAACUUGUAAAAAAGGCAAAAAAGGUCCAGGAGAGAAGGGCAAAGGUGGAAAUGGAGGAGGAAAACCUCCUUCUGGUCCAAACCGAAUGAAUGGUCAUCAUCAACAGAAUGGAGUGGAAAACAUGAUGUUGUUUGAAGUUGUUAAAAUGGGCAAGAGUGCUAUGCAGUCAGUGGUAGAUGAUUGGAUAGAGUCAUACAAGCAUGACCGAGAUAUAGCACUUCUUGACCUCAUCAACUUUUUUAUUCAGUGUUCAGGCUGUAAAGGUGUUGUCACAGCAGAAAUGUUUAGACAUAUGCAAAACUCUGAAAUAAUUCGAAAAAUGACUGAAGAGUUUGAUGAGGAUAGUGGAGAUUAUCCACUUACCAUGGCUGGUCCUCAGUGGAAGAAGUUCAAAUCCAGUUUCUGUGAAUUCAUUGGCGUAUUAGUACGGCAGUGUCAAUAUAGUAUCAUAUACGAUGAGUACAUGAUGGAUACAGUCAUUUCACUUCUUACAGGAUUGUCUGACUCACAAGUCAGAGCAUUUCGACAUACAAGCACCCUGGCAGCUAUGAAGUUGAUGACAGCUUUGGUGAAUGUGGCACUAAAUCUUAGCAUUAAUAUGGAUAAUACACAAAGACAGUAUGAGGCAGAACGGAAUAAAAUGAUUGGAAAACGAGCCAAUGAGAGGCUAGAACUCCUGCUACAGAAGCGGAAAGAGCUUCAAGAAAAUCAAGAUGAAAUAGAAAAUAUGAUGAAUGCAAUAUUUAAGGGAGUGUUUGUACAUAGAUACCGUGAUGCAAUAGCUGAAAUCCGAGCUAUUUGCAUUGAAGAAAUUGGCAUUUGGAUGAAAAUGUAUAGUGAUGCCUUUCUUAAUGACAGUUAUUUAAAAUAUGUUGGUUGGACUAUGCAUGAUAAGCAAGGUGAGGUAAGACUCAAAUGUCUCACUGCUCUACAAGGGCUUUAUUAUAACAAGGAACUUAAUUCCAAACUGGAGCUAUUUACCAGUCGGUUCAAGGAUAGAAUUGUUUCUAUGACCCUUGACAAAGAAUAUGAUGUUGCAGUACAAGCAAUAAAAUUACUCACUCUUGUUUUACAGAGUAGUGAAGAAGUUCUUACUGCAGAAGAUUGUGAAAAUGUCUAUCAUCUGGUUUAUUCAGCUCAUCGGCCAGUAGCAGUAGCAGCUGGAGAAUUUCUGUACAAAAAGCUCUUCAGUCGUCGAGAUCCAGAGGAGGAUGGAAUGAUGAAAAGAAGGGGACGACAGGGUCCAAAUGCCAACCUUGUUAAAACAUUGGUUUUUUUCUUUCUGGAAAGUGAGUUACAUGAGCAUGCAGCAUACCUUGUGGAUAGCAUGUGGGACUGUGCUACUGAGCUGCUCAAAGACUGGGAAUGUAUGAAUAGCUUGUUGCUGGAGGAGCCACUUAGUGGAGAGGAAGCGCUAACAGACAGACAAGAGAGUGCUCUGAUUGAAAUAAUGCUUUGUACCAUUAGACAAGCUGCUGAAUGUCAUCCUCCUGUGGGGAGAGGGACAGGAAAAAGGGUGCUUACAGCAAAGGAGAAGAAGACCCAGUUGGAUGACAGGACAAAAAUCACUGAACUUUUUGCUGUGGCCCUUCCUCAGUUAUUAGCUAAGUACUCUAUAGAUGCUGAAAAGGUGACUAACUUGUUGCAGUUGCCGCAGUACUUUGAUUUGGAAAUAUAUACCACUGGACGAUUAGAAAAGCAUUUGGAUGCCUUAUUACGACAGAUCCGGAAUAUUGUAGAGAAGCACACAGAUACAGAUGUUUUGGAAGCAUGUUCUAAAACUUACCAUGCACUCUGUAAUGAAGAGUUCACAAUUUUCAACAGAGUAGAUAUUUCAAGAAGUCAACUGAUAGAUGAGUUGGCAGAUAAAUUUAACCGGCUUCUUGAAGAUUUUCUGCAAGAGGGCGAAGAACCUGAUGAAGAUGAUGCAUAUCAGGUAUUGUCAACAUUGAAGCGAAUCACUGCUUUCCAUAAUGCCCAUGAUCUUUCAAAGUGGGAUUUGUUUGCUUGUAAUUACAAACUAUUGAAAACCGGAAUUGAAAAUGGAGACAUGCCUGAACAGAUUGUUAUUCACGCACUGCAGUGUACUCACUAUGUAAUCCUUUGGCAGCUUGCAAAGAUAACUGAAAGCAGCUCUACGAAGGAGGACUUGCUGCGUUUAAAGAAACAGAUGAGGGUAUUCUGUCAAAUAUGUCAGCAUUACCUGACCAAUGUGAAUACUACUGUUAAAGAACAGGCCUUCACUAUUCUGUGUGAUAUUUUGAUGAUCUUCAGCCAUCAGAUUAUGUCAGGAGGGCGUGACAUGUUAGAGCCAUUAGUUUACACCCCUGAUUCUUCAUUGCAGUCUGAGUUGCUCAGCUUUAUUCUGGAUCAUGUCUUCAUUGAACAGGAUGAUGACAAUAACAGUGCAGAUGGUCAGCAGGAGGAUGAAGCCAGUAAAAUUGAAGCUCUGCAUAAAAGGAGGAAUUUACUUGCAGCAUUUUGUAAGCUAAUUGUAUAUACUGUGGUGGAGAUGAAUACAGCUGCAGAUAUCUUCAAGCAGUAUAUGAAGUAUUAUAAUGACUAUGGUGAUAUCAUCAAAGAAACAAUGAGUAAAACAAGACAAAUAGACAAAAUUCAGUGUGCAAAGACCCUUAUUCUCAGUUUGCAACAGCUUUUUAAUGAAAUGAUACAGGAAAAUGGCUAUAAUUUUGAUAGGUCAUCCUCAACUUUUAGCGGCAUUAAAGAACUUGCUCGACGUUUUGCUUUAACUUUUGGACUCGAUCAGUUGAAAACUAGAGAGGCCAUUGCUAUGCUACACAAAGAUGGCAUAGAAUUUGCUUUUAAAGAACCUAAUCCACAAGGAGAGAGCCAUCCACCUUUAAAUUUGGCAUUUCUUGAUAUUCUUAGUGAAUUUUCUUCUAAACUACUCCGACAAGACAAAAGAACAGUGUAUGUUUACUUGGAAAAGUUCAUGACCUUUCAGAUGUCACUCCGAAGAGAAGACGUGUGGCUUCCCCUAAUGUCAUACCGAAAUUCUUUGCUAGCUGGUGGUGAUGAUGACACCAUGUCAGUCAUUAGUGGAAUUAGUAGUCGGGGGUCAACUGUGCGGAGUAAAAAAUCCAAACCAUCUACAGGGAAACGGAAAGUGGUUGAAGGCAUGCAGCUCGCACUCACUGAAGAAAGCAGUAGUAGCGACAGUAUGUGGCUAAGCAGAGAGCAAACCCUGCACACCCCAGUUAUGAUGCAGACACCACAACUCACCUCAACGAUUAUGAGAGAGCCAAAAAGAUUACGACCUGAGGAUAGUUUCAUGAGUGUCUAUCCAAUGCAGACUGAACAUCAUCAAACUCCUCUUGAUUAUAACACGCAGGUAACAUGGAUGUUAGCUCAAAGACAACAAGAGGAAGCAAGGCAACAGCAGGAGAGAGCAGCAAUGAGCUAUGUUAAACUGCGAACUAAUCUUCAGCAUGCCAUUCGGCGUGGUACAAGCCUAAUGGAAGAUGAUGAAGAGCCAAUUGUUGAAGAUGUUAUGAUGUCCUCAGAAGGGAGGAUUGAAGAUCUUAAUGAGGGGAUGGAUUUUGACACCAUGGAUAUAGACUUGCCACCAUCAAAGAACAGACGAGAGAGAACAGAACUGAAGCCUGAUUUCUUUGAUCCAGCUUCAAUUAUGGAUGAAUCAGUUCUUGGGGUGUCAAUGUUUUAAUACCAGUACGCAAUUAAGUCUGUGGUGAAGUCAUUUUCUAAGUGGAAGAGGAAAUUUUAAAAUAAAGUGUGGUAGAUACAGUGAAAUUCUGUACAGAUUUUUCUCUAAGGAGAAUAUGACGUGCUUAUACUUACCAAGAUCAAGUGCAUUUGAGGGGCAGUUUUGUUUGCCUGAAAAAAGUAAAGGACAAGUAAACAAUUUGAUGAUAAGCUACAGUUUUUCUUAGAAAGUAAAUAUUUUAUUUAUGCGCUGUUAGUUGGCUUUUGAAUCAAUUAUUUCAUGCUUUUUUUAAAGAAACUAUAACAAUCUGAAGAGGCAUUUGGUACAGACGUGAAUCCUCUUACAUUUAUUUACUGGGUGUACUAAGUAAUGAUGACCUCUGCUGGAUUUCUGUUUACAUCCAAGAAACAAAGUUAAGGAUGAGUAUUCCCCCGCCCUGAAAUUAUAGGAUAGAAUUGUUUUUAGCAUUCUAAAUUUAAAUGCUUGAAACAUCAAUCAAUGAGGCUUUCUUUUAAAUAUUGUAAUUGUGGAGAAAAGUAAACUUAUAAGCAGAACUUUUACAAUUUUUUCAUCUAAAAUGUAUUUUAAGAUAUUUUUAAAAUCCAAGAGCUUCUCUAUACUUUUCAGAAAUACCCAGAUGCAGUGAACUGCCAGAAGGUAACCAGUCUCAAACAUGCUUAUCCCAUUAUCAACCCUGAAAGUUUGCUUGUCCUUUAAGAUAAAAAUGUAAUGUUGUGAUAUUCCUUCCAGUAGUGCCACUGUAUUUUGUCUCCAAAUAAAAGAAGCUUAUUGUAGUAUGUUUGCAGAAAAACUCUAAACAAAAAUUAUACAGCUUAUUAGAGUGUGGGA